Molecule: messenger RNA, 1415 nt
Organism: Nycticebus coucang (slow loris)
Lineage: Eukaryota; Metazoa; Chordata; Mammalia; Primates; Lorisidae
Gene: PCGF2
Product: polycomb group ring finger 2
Exons: 10
Coding region: 157-1191 (344 amino acids)
Biological process (GO): negative regulation of transcription by RNA polymerase II
Cellular component (GO): PRC1 complex
Molecular function (GO): promoter-specific chromatin binding
Source: RefSeq, a predicted model, not a curated record
GUUUCUCCCCUCCCGCUGCCCGAGCGAGCCACACGGCUGCGGUCCCCCCUCCCCUCCCUUCCCUCCCUCCCUCCCUCCCAUCCCCCCCUCCCCGAGACCACCGGACCCCGAACCCAGGGUGACGCUCCCCAGUUCCCCCACCCUGACCCUGGCAUCAUGCAUCGGACCACAAGGAUCAAAAUCACGGAGCUGAACCCUCACCUCAUGUGUGCCCUCUGUGGGGGGUACUUCAUUGAUGCCACUACCAUUGUGGAGUGCUUGCAUUCCUUCUGCAAAACCUGCAUCGUGCGCUACCUGGAGACCAACAAGUACUGCCCCAUGUGUGAUGUGCAGGUCCAUAAAACCCGCCCACUGCUCAGCAUCAGAUCUGACAAAACCCUCCAAGACAUUGUCUACAAAUUGGUCCCUGGGCUUUUUAAAGACGAGAUGAAACGGCGACGGGAUUUCUAUGCAGCAUACCCCCUGACAGAGGUCCCCAAUGGCUCCAAUGAGGACCGCGGUGAAGUACUAGAGCAGGAGAAGGGGGCUCUGAGUGAUGACGAGAUUGUCAGCCUUUCCAUUGAGUUCUAUGAAGGUGCCAGGGACCGGGAAGAGAAGAAGGGCCCCCUGGAGAAUGGGGAUGGGGACAAGGAGAAGACAGGGGUGCGCUUCCUGCGAUGCCCGGCAGCCAUGACGGUCAUGCAUCUUGCCAAGUUUCUUCGGAACAAGAUGGAUGUGCCCAGCAAGUACAAGGUGGAGGUUCUGUAUGAGGAUGAGCCGCUGAAGGAAUACUACACCCUCAUGGACAUUGCCUACAUCUACCCCUGGCGGCGGAAUGGGCCUCUCCCCCUCAAGUACCGAGUCCAGCCGGCCUGCAAGCGGCUCACCUUGCCCACAGUGCCCACUCCCUCUGAGGGCACCAACACCAGUGGGGCAUCCGAGUGUGAGUCUGUCAGCGACAAGGCUCCCAGCCCUGCCACCCUGCCGGCCACCUCUUCCUCUCUGCCCAGCCCAGCCACCCCUUCCCAUGGCUCUCCCAGCUCCCAUGGGCCCCCUGCCACCCACCCUACCUCCCCGACUCCCCCUUCGACAGCCAGUGGGGCCACCACAGCUGCCAACGGGAGCACCUCGAACUGCCUGCAGACACCAUCCUCCGCCAGCAGGGGGCGCAAGAUGACUGUCAAUGGAGCGCCCGUGCCCCCAUUAACUUGAGGAAAGGGACCCGUUCCUUCUUUCCAGCCAUGCCUCUCCACUCCCUCCACUUUUUCUGGGCCCUUUUUUUCCAUCUCUUCUACUUUCCCCAGCUCCUCCCACCUUGGGGGUGGGGGGAGGGUUUUAUAAAUAAAUCUCUAUAUAUAUGUACAUAGGAAAAACCAAAUAUACAUACUUAUUUUCUAUGGACCAACCAGAUUAAUUUAAAUGCCACAGGAAACAAA